UGUUCAUGAUUUCAGGUGCGUGAUGUGAUCCUGAAGGAUCUGAAGGCAUGUGUUAGGCUGGUGCUGCCUAUGCAGUGUGACACCAGAGGAUGUGAACUCACCGAAGAAGCCAUGAACUCUCUGCUAGAGGCCACCCAGCACAAAAUCCCACUGCAGGAGCUGCAUGUUGUCUAUGAAGAGUCAGGGGACUUUGAUCAGACCGCCCUUGCUCUGGAGCACCUCAGGUUUUUCUAUAAGCACGUCUGGAGGCAGUGGGAUGAGGAAGAUGAAGAUGAUGACUUUGACUACUUUGUUCGUUGUGUGGAGCCUCGUCUCAGGCUGUACUACGAUAUCUUAGAGGAUAGAGUCCCGGCAGGCCUGGUGGCAGAAUACCAAUCUUUAUUGGAGAAAUGCUCCCAGUGCUUUCAGCAGUUCUCUGUGCUGCGCAGUGUCCUUAGCCCCGACUCAGACUCUGAGCUUGACAGUGUGUCAAUGGUGGAGGGUCUCAAGCUCUAUGAGGAACUGGAGAAGUUCAAACGUAAACUGCACAUAAUUGAAAACCCUUUGUUGAGGUAUGUGUUGGGCUAUAAAGGUAAUCCCAGGCAGCAUUGCGUGCAGAGUCGUGGACCCAGAGCAUCUGGUAUAAAGGUGGUCCAUGUUGUCACAGCCUCCUGCAGCACCGUCCAGCUCCAGUCCCUCCUCACUUCAACGCUAUUGCCUCUGUGCUCCUGUGGGGACACUGAGAUCCAGUUCCACAGAGAGCCAGUAUCAGCGGUGGACUCAUGUCAUCAGGGUGAUGUGGUCAUUGUUCUUCCAGGGAUGUACAAUGUCAAUAGCUCCAUCUUCAUACCAGACUCCAUAACUGUAGAAGGCUUUGGUUUUCCUGACGAUGUGGUGAUUGAGAAGAAAAAUAAGGGUGACUCCUUUGUCGAAUCCACAGGAGCAGAUGUCAGACUGUCCAACAUUAAGUUUAUCCAACAUGAUGCUAUCGAGGGCAUUCUUUGUGUUCGUCAGGGAUCUCUGAACAUGGAAAACUGUGUGCUGCAGUGUGAGACCACUGGAGUUACUGUCCGAACAUCAGCCCAUCUAAACAUGAACAUGUGUGACCUGUAUGGAUCCAAGGGGGCUGGUGUGGAGAUUUACCCUGGCAGUGUUUGCAGUCUAAUUAGUAAUGGCAUCCAUCACUGUAAGGACGGAAUCCUCAUAAAGGAUUUUGCUGAUGAGCUGGAUGUGAUGCCAACCAUCACCAUGGAGAACAAUGUAAUCCACAAUAAUGAAGGCUAUGGAGUUAUUGUCGUGAAGCCCAACACAGGAGUUCAACGCAGAGCUCCUUUGAACAGAAAUGAAGAUGACCCUGUAAAAGACUCUGCUGGAGAGACAGCUGAAGAUGGACAGCAGGCAGGAGUUUUAGAUCCUCUCCUUGUCUCAACAUCCUUCGCAAGCCCAAACUCCAGCAGCUCAGCAGCUCAGCCCAAGUCAAAAGAGAACAACAGCACAGAUGGUGACAUAGCCUCUUUCUCAGGCAGGAGAUGGCAAUUCAGUCGUCAAAUGAGCAGAAACAAGGAGACUUGCAGUCAAGCGGUCCAGGAUCUGAUGGACCACCAGAUUUUCAUCUCCAUUCAAGGAAACCAGUUCAGACGUAAUGGCAUGGGAGACUUUGGCACCUUUUUUUACUGACAAAUAUCUUGGCACUUUUUUUUUUUAACACACAUCCAUAGAAAUAAUUUGACAUCAUAUUUUAUCUUAUUUCCUUUGUCAUGAAUAAAUGUAGCUGAUUCACAUUAGGUAGAGAUGAUAUCGGCAGAAUAGUUAGUAGAUAAUGAGUGCAUUUAAUUUUUUGGGUCAACUAUAACUUAAAAGUACAGUAACAGUGAAUGGAUCCACAUUUGAAUUUUUAUCUUAUUUAUUCCUCUUGCCUCCUGAAACUUAAUUAUUUUAAUUUUUAAAUGAACUAUUAGUUUGAAAACCACUAGUUUUGGUAGUGCAAUGCCAGGUCUAAUAAAUGUUAUAUUGAAGGUGGUGGCUUGUUGAAAGUCGAGCACCAUUGUUGAUUUCUCAUAUGGUGCAUCUUUUUUGUUUGUGUGUUUUGUUUUUUAAGGUGUAUUGAUGUGUUUUAUGAAAUAAAGAAAGUACAAAGUC
Molecule: messenger RNA, 2118 nt
Organism: Paralichthys olivaceus (Japanese flounder)
Lineage: Eukaryota; Metazoa; Chordata; Actinopteri; Pleuronectiformes; Paralichthyidae
Source: RefSeq, a predicted model, not a curated record